Molecule: messenger RNA, 1349 nt
Organism: Oreochromis aureus
Lineage: Eukaryota; Metazoa; Chordata; Actinopteri; Cichliformes; Cichlidae
Exons: 4
Coding region: 146-823 (225 amino acids)
Biological process (GO): signal transduction; regulation of apoptotic process
Molecular function (GO): protein binding
Source: RefSeq, a predicted model, not a curated record
AUAAAAUAAGGGAGAAAAAGCAGCGGGAGAAAAGAAGCGAUGGUGAACUUGUGACGCGUCUCCUGUUUAUCCGCUAAAAGUUGCGUUUGUUUACUAUCUUUGUUAUUCGGGCUGUUACGUUAAAUGGAGUUGAUUUAAAUCAGUCAUGGCUGAGGAAUCAGGAGAGGAAAUCCAGCUACUCAGAAGCCAGAAGCCAAAGCUUAUAGAAAUCCUAAGUGCGGAUCCUGACUUUGUACUCCAGCAUGCAGAUGCUCGCCGUCUGCUGUCUCGUCACGCCUACCAGCAUGUGAAAUCUUGCCGCAUUCCUAGUGAAAAAGUGACAGAGCUUUUGGAUCAUGUCAUACAGAGAGGUCCCGAAGCAGCAAAAGACCUACUGGAGCUUUUCAAGGAUAACGACUUGCAAGAAACCUUCCCAAAGCUUGACUUUAUUAACAAACUGAAAAUCAACACACAGUCCUCAAGGGGAAAAGAAACCUCAGAAAAAAGAAAACGAGCACCUGAGAUACCAGAUGUCAUUCCAAACAAAAAGAUCUGCAACAACGGCUCUGGCAUGGUGAGUGAGAAACAGCUGAUGUGUGUGGCCCGUACCAUCGGCAAAUCUUGGAGGGCGAUUGGCAUAGAAGUUCUGGGAAUCUCAUCUGUAAAGCUGGAGCAAAUCGAAGAGGACCAUAAUCUCCAUGUGGACCGAGUCUUUGCCAUGCUGCGUUACUGGCGUAACUCACAGAGGGAAAAAGCCACACCCACUCAACUGCAUUCACUUCUCAGUCAGGGAGAGUGGAUGUUGCCACCUGAAAGCAUUGACUUCCUGUUGAAGACUGACUGAUUACUUACCCUAGAGUAAUCAGUCCUUAUAAAGGAAAUGUUUUUACUGAGAAGUCGGAUCAUAAAUAUCAGGGCUUAAACAAGAUUUUAUUGUUUACUGCGCUGCAUUUAGCACUACUGUACUUAAUACUGUACAUUUUAAAUAAUGCAUUAACAAUUAUCCUAGAAAAGUCAUAAAAGUUUAGUCUCAUGAAAUGUCUUACAAGAUUUUUUAUUUCUUUUUUCUGUUGUGGUAUCUGUAAUAUGAUUUUUAUUCACCCUUAAUUUGAGAAGAUAAUGCAAAGCAAGCUAUGCUAACUUUAUUUGAACAGCAUUUUCUUUUUAUGUUGGGAUUAUUCAUCUUAGGGAUGGAGCUCAGCAGUCCACAUGAAGCAGCAGAGAAAAGAACAUUUUCAAAACUCAUCUCUUUCAUGGAAAACAACUGCAAAGGACAGAUGCGGGAAAACCUUAAUACCACUUGAAAUAACUUUUUGUAAUAGUUGUAUUAUUCUUUCAACUGCUAUAAAAUAAACAAUAUCUUAUUUUUA